UGACACACACACACACACUCUCUCUCUCUCCCUCUCUCUCUUCUCCCGACACACUUCUCACUCUUCUCUCUCUCUCUCUCUCGGAGCUCGAGAGUAGUCUAAAAUCUUACAGAAGAUCCCUUUUCUUUUCGAUUUCAUUACAAUUUCAAUUUCAAUUUCAAUUUCUAGUGUUAAAUGGGAACUGGGUUUGCCCUCAUCUUUGCAGCCUUCCAGUUGCUAACAUUUCUCGGUUCUUGCCGGAGCGGCGAAGUCGGAAUAUGCUACGGCCGGAACGCCGACGACCUCCCGCCGCCGGAAAAAGCCGUACAGCUGAUCAAACAACACAACAUCAAGUUCGUACGGAUAUACGACUCCAACAUCCAAGUCCUAAAGGCUUUCGCCAACUCCGGCGUCGAGCUCAUGCUCGGAAUCCCCAACUCCGACCUCCUGCCCUUCUCCCAGUUCCAAUCAAAUGUCGACACGUGGCUCAAGAACAUCAUCCUUCCCUACUACCCCGCCGCCAAAAUCGCCUACAUUACCGUCGGUGCCGAGGUCACCGAAGCUCCCGGAAAUGUCUCUGCCAUGGUGGUUCCGGCAAUGCGCAAUGUCCUUACAUCCCUUAAGAAGGCCGGACUUCAUCGGAAAAUCAAAGUCUCGAGCACGCAUUCGUUGGGCGUCUUGUCCCGAUCGUUCCCGCCGUCCGCCGGCGCUUUCAGCAGCCGAUACGCUUCGUUCUUGAGACCAAUGUUGGAGUUUCUCGCCGAGAACGAGUCGCCAUUUAUGGCAAAUUUAUAUCCCUACUACGCAUACCGUGAUUCGUCGAGCAACAUUUCGCUCGACUACGCCCUCUUCAAGUCGUCCUCCGAGGUCAUCGAUUCGAACACGGGUUUGCUAUACACCAACAUGUUCGACGCUCAAAUCGACGCGAUUAACUUCGCGCUCAUGGCGUUGAAUUUCCGGACGAUUAGGGUAAUGGUGACCGAGACCGGAUGGCCUUCAAAAGGGUCCCCGAAGGAGACGGCUGCCACCGUCGACAACGCGCAGACGUACAACACGAAUUUGAUCCGCCAUGUUGUAAACGAUACGGGCACUCCGGCGAAGGCCGGGCAGGGAGUCGACGUCUACAUAUUCUCGUUGUUCAACGAGAAUCGGAAACCGGGUCUCGAAUCGGAGAGAAAUUGGGGCCUGUUUUUCCCCGAUCAGACGAGCGUUUACAGCCUCGACUUCACGGGGAGUGCUGUUGACGUUGCUGCGGGUUCGAACGCCACGAGCUCGAACGGGACUUGGUGCGUUGCGUCGAGCGCCGCAACCGAAGCUGAUCUUCGAAAUGGCAUCAACUGGGCUUGCGGACCGGGAAAUGUCGACUGCUCGGCGAUCCAGCCGAGCCAGCCGUGCUUCCAACCGGAUAACUUGGAAUCCCACGCAUCGUAUGCGUUCAACAGUUAUUACCAGCAGAACGGAGCCACGGACAUCGCCUGCAGCUUCGGCGGAGCCGGGAUCAGGACAAACAAAAAUCCGAGCUAUGACAAUUGCUUGUACGCGACAAAAGGGGCAAACAAAACUGCGGCAGCUAAUGCAACGGUGACGCCUUCGAAAUCUUUGUCGUCGGUAUUGAGGGCAUCCGUUUCCGUCGUCGUAUGUUGCUUAGUUUCGGCUUCCUACGUACUGCACUAAUGGCAACAUUAGCUUAAGCUUAUCCAAAUUUUGGCCAAAACCGCUCUAGCUAUGGUUGGAAUGUUAUUUGACAGGAGAAUUGAAUGAUGCCUAAAUCUACAUUCAUUCAUUCAUUAUCGCAUCGUAUCGAAAUGUCGAGCACAGGAAAAGCAGCAAAAGCCAUAUAAAAAAGAAUCCAAAUCACAACAGGAAAUGCACACCAACCGACAGUUUCUCAAAACCAGAAAAUGCAAAAGACAGCCAUUUUUCGACUUUAGGCA
Molecule: messenger RNA, 1913 nt
Organism: Andrographis paniculata
Lineage: Eukaryota; Viridiplantae; Streptophyta; Magnoliopsida; Lamiales; Acanthaceae
Product: glucan endo-1,3-beta-glucosidase 13
Exons: 4
Coding region: 175-1653 (492 amino acids)
Biological process (GO): carbohydrate metabolic process
Cellular component (GO): plasma membrane
Molecular function (GO): hydrolase activity, hydrolyzing O-glycosyl compounds
Source: RefSeq, a predicted model, not a curated record